GCUUAAGAGUUUGUGGGUUUAAGCCUUUCAGAAAAAGACUCAGAGCGAGUCCAAGGGCUCCUUUACUUCCGUCUGGAAGCGCUUCUGCCGAAACCACCCUCCUCUGACCACUCACUUCCUUUCUGAGCCAAAGGCGGGGCCUGAGGAACAACCUUGAGUGAGUCUAAGUGGGUGCCCUCCUGCCUCUUCCCCUCCCUGGGCUCUCUACCUGUCUCAUGUCAGCCUCUGCGUUUCUGUCAACACGGGAAAAGCCACAUCAUGACUGAAGGAUGGCUAUUUCAUGACUCCUGACCUAGACCGAGUCUUCCUCUGUCCCACCAGUGCUCUGCCUCCCCAGAUCAGUUGCAAGCCCAAGUCAAGUGAUAUCAACUUCACCUUCAUUUCCUUGCUCCUGAGUCAGGAGGCCUGGAAAGGAUGGCUGGCUGGUUCCGACAGAUCCUGCGUAAGCCCAAGAAACGCCAUGUGCAGCCAGAUACCAACACCAAUGAUGUCCUAGAGCUACCCUCCCAAAGCAGUUCUCUGCCUGACACUCAGGAAUCUACCAAGGUUCCCACCCCAGACUCAGCAGACACAGACAGCAGGAGCAGUGGCUCUCGCUGGAGCAAAACUUAUGACGUGUGUGUGUGCCACAGUGAGGAAGACCUGAUGCCCGUCCAGGAAUUGGUUUCUUAUCUGGAGGGUGAGCCCGAUGGACUUCGAUGCUUCCUGCAACCUCGGGAUGCAGCCCCAGGCGGUGCCAUUGUGUCAGAACUGUGCCAAGCAAUGGGCAACAGCCACUGCUGUGUACUAUUUAUCACUCCCCAUUUCCUUCAGGACCCGUGGUGCAAGUACCAGAUGUUACAAGCACUAAGUGAGGCCCCUGGAUCUGAGGGCCACACCAUACCCCUGCUGGCUGGCCUGGCCCGAAGCGAUUACCCCCCUGAGCUCCGAUUCAUGUUCUAUGUGGACGGCAGUGGCCCUGACAGUGGAUUUGGAAAGAUCUGCAAAAAUUUAGCUGAGAUGUAUAUCCCAUCUCAUCACCAUGGAGCCCAGGAUGUUGGAGCAAGACUGGACUUGGAGCUAGAGGGGACACUGGGGGUCUCCAGAAAGCUCUGGUGGAGAACCAGACAGGUGUUAAAAGGAUUCAUGCCCUCAACAACAUUUCUGUUCUUCCUCUGAGAUAGCCUGUAGCUGACUUCUCUAGUACUUGGGGUUUCCCUUCCCAAGAACUCAGCUCUGGCUGUGGGAAAAUUCAGGAUCUGAGAAAUUCAGGCUGCUGCUAAUGUCACUCCCUUAGGGUAUUUCUUAGGCAGGAUGAAUGUAUUAUUUUGGUUUCUGUCCAAAAGGAAGUCUUGCCUCCAUCAUUUGGUAUGAAGCCUAUCACAUACCUGUGUGUUCCUCCCCCUUAUGCAUGGGCACAUUUAUGUAACUCUGUGUCCCUGCCCAAGGAGAGAGCUAUUGAUUGGCUCCAUCAGGCAGGACUAUAGAACACACUAAAGUCCUCUGUGUCAUAUAAGGAAUUCUGACUCAAUUGGAGGAAAUUUAACUGGUGUCAACCCCUUCCUGUGUGCAGCUCUCCUAUUUCCCCUACCUUCUCCAACCCAUUUUCACAAAGCUCUUUAAACAGAAGAGUCCUAUACAACAUUUUUUUAUGUUAUGUAGGUCAGAGCUUUGGAAUUAUGAAGUCAGUCAGCCAACAAGCACUUCUUAAGCACAUCAUGAUAGACAUUACAUUAAGCACUGGGGUUACAAAGAAAGGCAAAAAAAAAAAAUAAUCCCAGCCCUUGAGGAGCCCACAAUCUAUUGGGAAGACACUAUAUAGAUGUAAUAUACAGAAAUUAAAGACCUAAACAGAAAAAUCAUUUUGAGUGGAAAAAGAGAAGGGAGAGGGUUGUGAAUAAGAAGGUGGAUGAAAAAGUGGAAUAUGGAGAGAGAAAUUUCUAGGGCCUAUACUCAGUACCUAGAAUUACAACCAAUCUGAUGAUCCAUACUUGACACCUAGGCAACUUUGAUGGGGUACCAGCACAUCUUCCAGUGAUGAAUGACUUCCAACCUGGGAAAUGCAGAGCUUAUUUUAAUGGACAUUGUCUUGUCUUUUUGUGUGUGUGUGUGAGGCAAUUGGGGUUAAGUGACUUGCCUAGGGUCACACAGCUAGUAAUUGUUAAGUGUCUGAGGCCGGAUUUGAACUCAGGUCCUCCUAAUUCCAGGCCCGGUGCUCUAUCUACUGCGCCACCUAGCUGCCCUGACAUUGUCUUUUUAAAAAUCUUUAUUUAGCUCUAAUAAAUGGGUACUAGAAAGUUGUUUUUUAUAUUGAAAAAAACUUCCUUAUAUUUGAAAAGAUGGAGAGUCUCUGACUUAGAGAAAAAGGAAUUUGACUUUCAGGGUGUGUAAUCUCAGAUUGUGGAGUUGAAAGAACUAUCACUUUGCACAGAAUUUAAUCUACAAUACCUACCACCCCUUCCCAUUUUUGCUUUGAUUCCUUGCCUACUUCCUCCUUAUUUUCCCUACCAUUCUUCCAGAUUAUUCUUUACACCAAAGGGAUUUGAGUAGAAUAAGCUUACAGACAGUUGGUGAGCUGCAUAAGAGGAAGAAAUUUCUUCAACAGAAGUUCUCAACCCUGAUGAAAUCAUAGGUCUGGACCCUCUAAAAAUACUCUAGCUUUUGUUCAAGGAUUAAUAAAGACUUGUUGAACUGA
Molecule: messenger RNA, 2674 nt
Organism: Dromiciops gliroides (monito del monte)
Lineage: Eukaryota; Metazoa; Chordata; Mammalia; Microbiotheria; Microbiotheriidae
Gene: TIRAP
Product: TIR domain containing adaptor protein
Exons: 5
Coding region: 415-1158 (247 amino acids)
Biological process (GO): signal transduction
Source: RefSeq, a predicted model, not a curated record